AUGGCGGAAGCGCAACUCCACCAUCCGACGGUCGGCGGCAAGUCGCUGGAUAACCUACCGACCAACCCAUACCCUCAAUCCUCCCAAACCGAGCAAGAGCAGCAGCAACAACAACAACAACAACAACAACAAGCCCCUCAAGAACAGGAGCGCGUGCCCUACAAGUCAUGGCGCAAGAAAUACCGCAAAUUGCGCGGGACUUUCGACGCCAGCUCGGAUGAGAACAAGCGUCUGUUCAAAGAGGAGCGGAAACUGCAGUCUAUCGCGAAACGUUUGCGGGAGGAGUUAGACGGCCUCCUAGACCUCCUGACCGACCUGAACGCCUCCCCCUCCCUCCCCUCCCACCUCCGCUACAACGUCGCCCUUCCCCCGUCCCUGCGGCAACCGGCCCCAAUCGAAGUCUCCCCCACUAUUACGCCCGAGCAAGCAAACGCGAUGGUGUUGGAGUACAAACUAGCGGUGCAGAGGGGUGAUUUACCGCCGCUGGACUUGCAUGUCGUGAGGGGGGUGGUGGAGCAGAGGCUUGCGGCGCAAGGGGUCGAAGGGUUGGAGGAGGUUGUUGAGAGGGUCGUGCCGAGACCGGUGGGGAGGCUGCCGGUUGGGGGAGAAGGCGGUGAUGGGGUAGGGGUUGAGAAGGGAGAAGCCGCGGUUGACGAGGAAGAGCUGGAGCAGGCAGGGUAUUUGACCACAGAGCAAGAGAUGGACUACCUAGCCCGCCUCGACGCGAAAGAGGAAGGUCUCAGCAUGACAACUACGAACAAUGUCAAGAGCGCCACUACUGCUCCUUCGUCCUCUUCGGGCGCAGCAGGGGUGUCAGUGAGUCUGGGCGAACCGCAUACAAUCAUUGUGGGAGAAGAGAAACACAUGGCCUCCAUGACCCCACGAGAGUUGGAAAGGCAUCUGGAACUCCUCAAUCCCUCUUCGCAGCACAAUUGGCUGCGUGCGCAUUCGAGACAGGGUCCGGUUGGGGUUGUGACUGUGGGCGAUACGGGUGAUGAUGGUGAGUCGCUGGCUGGUAGCGAACAACAGGCGUCAGGCUCUGGUGCUGCAAGUAAGCGCAGACGCACUGGCGGCGGUGGUAGUGGAGGCGGAGGCGGUGGUGGGGGAAGUAAGACCCUGGCCAAACAAGUUGCGGAGCGAGCGGUAGCGGCUAAGGAUCGGGAUUGGAGUCCCGGCGCCGCUUCGAUGAGGGGCGAGGGGGACUAUGAGGAGGAUGGCGCGUCGGUGGGGGUGGAGGAUGGCGGGGUGCGGAGGAAAGGCUCGAUGAGGGAUGGGGAUGGGGCAUAUCGGCCGAAGGGUGGUAAGAGCGGGGCAGGUGCUAGCGGUGGGAAGGGGAAGAGGAAGAGGAGUAGUGAGGCCGUGACGACGGGGAGGGAAGGCACGCCGGGGGCUAAGAAGGCGAGGCUUGAGGGUGGAGCUGGAGAGCGAUGA
This is a messenger RNA of Baudoinia panamericana UAMH 10762, 1431 nucleotides long. RefSeq lists its product as uncharacterized. Gene Ontology annotation, cellular component: nucleus; Ino80 complex. The transcript has 2 exons. Gene Ontology annotation, biological process: chromatin remodeling. The coding region runs from base 1 to 1431 and encodes 476 amino acids. The record is from RefSeq and is a predicted model, not a curated record. Lineage: Eukaryota; Fungi; Ascomycota; Dothideomycetes; Mycosphaerellales; Teratosphaeriaceae.